This is a messenger RNA of Stereum hirsutum FP-91666 SS1, 1314 nucleotides long. Its product is annotated as NADH:flavin oxidoreductase/NADH oxidase. Gene Ontology annotation, molecular function: NADPH dehydrogenase activity; FMN binding. The record is from RefSeq and is a predicted model, not a curated record. The coding region runs from base 154 to 1284 and encodes 376 amino acids. The transcript is spliced from 4 exons. Lineage: Eukaryota; Fungi; Basidiomycota; Agaricomycetes; Russulales; Stereaceae.
AAGUCACUCUCGGACGUGGAACGUCAUUUUUGGAUCAGACUACGUCAGAGCUGGAUAUAAAGUCGGCCUGGACGGGACUUACCCACAAGGUACCCUGCACUACCACGACAGCUCCUACAAAACACCUGGUCACCGCUGCCUACAAUACAUAGAAUGGCCGCCGAGAAACUCUUCAGUCCUUUCCAGCUCACGCCCUCCAUCACCCUUCAGCACCGUGUUGUUCUCGCCCCACUCACCCGCUUCCGCGCUAACGACGCUCAUGUCCACGGUGAGCUAGCUGCCGAGUAUUAUGGACAACGUGCAAGCGUUCCCGGGACGUUGUUGAUUACAGAGGCUACAUUCAUUGAUGCAAAGGCGGGUGGGCAGGCGAACGUCCCAGGAAUAUGGAGUGACCAGCAGGUGGAGGCUUGGAAGAAGGUCACCAGCGCGGUUCAUUCCAAAGGUUCCUUCAUUUACCUUCAACUAUGGGCUCUCGGCCGUGCCGCCCUUCCCCAACAACUCGACAAGGAAUCCCCCUCUUUCCAUAACGACCUUCCCUACGUGUCUGCGUCCGAUAUACCCCUGGACGGUGUCGAUCAAGCCCCCCGCCCUCUCACUAUCCCCGAGAUCCAUGAAUAUGUGAGAAUGUACGCUCACGCUGCGGACAAUGCCGUCAAUAAGGCUGGAUUCGAUGGAGUGGAGAUACAUGGGGCGAACGGGUAUCUGCUUGACCAAUUUUUCCAGGAUGUGAGUAAUAAGAGGACGGAUGAGUAUGGCGGGAGUUUGGAGGGGCGGUUGAGGUUUGGGGUGGAGGUUGUGCAGGCGGUGACUAAAGCUGUGGGCCAGGAGAAGGUCGGAAUUAGACUCAGUCCUUGGGGAACCUUUCAGAACAUGCGCAUGGAUGACCCAAAGACAACCUUCAAAACCCUCAUCACCCGCAUCCGCACAGAAUUCCCCAACUUCGGGUACAUCCACGCCGUCGAACCGCGCGUCACGGGCGACAACGACAUGGAAUUCCAUUCCGGCGACUCGAACGAUUUCUUGCGUGAGGCGUGGAACCCGCCGAACACGAGCGGACGGAAGAGGGUGUACAUCGCUGCCGGAGGGUUCAAGAGGGAGACGGCGAUUGAGGAAGCGGAGAAGCAAGAUUGUUUGAUUGCGUUCGGGAGGGCGUUCUUAGCCAAUCCUGAUUUGCCGAAGAGGUUGAAGGAGAACCUACCGUUGAAUAAGCCCGAUCGCGCUACGUUCUACACGGCCCAAAGUCCCGAGGGAUACAUCGACUAUCCCUUUGCUUCGUCUCACUAAACAGCUUCGGUCCGACUUUGUCACUCCUCG